AUGGGCAGGGUGCGCACGAAGACGACCAAGCGGUACAGCCGCCAACUCAUCGAGCGGUACUACAACAAGCUCACGCUCGACUUCGACACGAACAAGCGCGUGAUCGAUGAGGUCGCGGUGAUCCAGACCAAGCGGCUGCGCAACAAGAUCGCCGGCUUCACCACGCACCUGAUGAAGCGCAUCCAGCGCGGGCCGGUUCGUGGCAUCUCUCUGAAGCUGCAGGAGGAGGAGCGCGAGCGCAGGCUGGACUUCCUGCCCGAGACCUCGGCGGUCCAGGUGGACAACAUCGAGGUGGACAGGGACACGCUGGACAUGCUGCGCGAGAUGGGCAUGUCCACGCUGCCGGGCGUCGACACCCAGAAGGGCACCCGCGGCUACCGGGGGGGCCGCAACUAA
Molecule: messenger RNA, 396 nt
Organism: Pedinophyceae sp. YPF-701
Lineage: Eukaryota; Viridiplantae; Chlorophyta; Pedinophyceae
Source: the annotation of a GenBank genome assembly